AUGUCUCCCAUUCGUGUUGGUCUCAUUGGCCUCACCUCUGAGCCUGCUGGCUUAGGCCAAGGAAAAUGGGGAGUGUCAGCGCACUUAGCCUCCCUCCAUCCUUCUCCCCAUUACGAAAUCGUAGCUGUGUGCAACUCAUCUGUUGAAUCAGCUCGCCGGUCAAUCGAGUUCCACAAGCUGCCUGCCUCUGUCAAGGCCUAUGGCCGUGCUGAGGACCUGGCCAAUGACCCCAAUGUCGAGCUCGUUGACGUGUCAAUUGAGGUUGGGAAGCACCUGCUUGCAGCCAAGCCGGCCUUGUUAGCCAAGAAGCAGGUCUUUGUGGAAUGGCCGCUGGGGGCUAGUACAGCAGAGGCAGAAGAGAUGCUCCAGUUGGCAAAAGAAGCCAACUUGAAGACUCUGGUUGGCACUCAACUUUGCGCAGAUCCAUGGAUUGCAAAAGCCAAGCAACUAGUUGAGAGUGGAACAAUUGGCAGAGUCACCAGUUCUGACGUCCAAAUUUCUUCUCCUUUUGGACCAGUAGAUACCUGGACUGCGGAAGCUGAGUAUUAUUUGGAUUUUGAGAGUGGUGGGAACGAAUUUCACAUCUUCUUUGCUCAUUGUAAGUUUGUUCAUUGCAUUUACGAUUUAUGUUAUGCUGACAUGCACCUGUGGACAGUCUUGAGCGGUUUCACUUAUGUACUUGGAGAGCUUGCGAGCCUCAAGUCCACAUUUGCUGUCCAAAACCCAGUGGUGAAACUAGUCAGCGGCAAAACCGGCGAAGUAGUCAACCCAGAAAAACGCAGAACAGCCCCUGACCACAUAUUCGUUCAAGGAGCGAUGGAAAGCGGUGCGAUGGUCAGCAUUAGCACGCGUACACCGCCGCAGCCGAUUGACGGACACAGUCUGCGAUGGCUCAUUACCGGCUCAGAGGGAGAGUUGGAGCUCACAACGAGUGGUAGAGGGUAUCAAGUUGGCUCUAAUCCAAGAACCCUGCGAGUUAUUUCAAAAGACGGAGAAACCCGAACGAUUGCUUGGGAACAGGAUGAGCCGAGUCAUAUCAAGAACGUCGCUCCGCCCGGUGUCAACACGGCAAGACUGUUUGAAGCUUAUGCGCUGGAUAAGGAUUGCUAUUCGGAUUUUGAGAAAGCUGUGAAGCUCCAUAAACUUUUGGAUAGAAUUGCAAAAGAUGCAGGUUAUAUGUAGAGAUGUCACGUCAAAG
This is a messenger RNA of Trichoderma atroviride IMI 206040, 1198 nucleotides long. The record is from RefSeq and is a predicted model, not a curated record. NCBI's taxonomy places the organism in Eukaryota, Fungi, Ascomycota, Sordariomycetes, Hypocreales, Hypocreaceae.